AUGAAGAGAGCCAGAGCCCAGGAGAAACUGUUGGUAAAGGUGCUUCCCAGUUGCAGCAGAAGAGACCCCGGUGGCAGUGGAGGGGGAAGAGUGACGUUGGGCUCCAGCUUCACCAGACCUCAGAGUGGACCCAGCGGCUCCUGCUCCACCAGCGGCUCCUGCUCGUGCUCUAGCUCCUGCAGCUGCAAGAACUGCAAGUGCACCUCCUGCAAGAAGAGCUGCUGCCCCGUAGGCUGCUCCAAACGUGCCCAGGGCUGUGUCUGCAAAGGCGCCCUGAACAAGUGCAUGUGUUGUGCCUGAUGUGAGGAACAGUGCUGUCCCCACCUGUAAAUAAGACCCAGACCAACCCAGAGUCUUCCAUAGCUCCACCCUAUUUACUAAACCCUGUUUUCUACCGAGUAUGUGAAUAAUAAAAGCCUGUUUGAUUCUAAAAAAAAAAAAAAAAAAAAAAAAA
Messenger RNA from Rattus rattus (black rat), 454 nucleotides. Its product is annotated as metallothionein-1-like. The transcript has 3 exons. Gene Ontology annotation, molecular function: metal ion binding. Lineage: Eukaryota; Metazoa; Chordata; Mammalia; Rodentia; Muridae. The record is from RefSeq and is a predicted model, not a curated record. The coding region runs from base 1 to 300 and encodes 99 amino acids.